Molecule: messenger RNA, 1372 nt
Organism: Ostrea edulis (European flat oyster)
Lineage: Eukaryota; Metazoa; Mollusca; Bivalvia; Ostreida; Ostreidae
Exons: 3
Coding region: 350-802 (150 amino acids)
Molecular function (GO): calcium ion binding
Source: RefSeq, a predicted model, not a curated record
GGUGACUGUUUUUAUUUAUAACGUGGGCGAAUACCGAGGUCUUUGUGCGAUAAUCAUCGACCUUAAUUUUCCGUCUAUUGUGGCAAAAAUUCAACAUCAAGCAGGCAUUGUUAAUUUUCAUAUUUCAAUUGUAAUAUGUCACCAUGAACGCGAAUCAGCCACUGAAAAAAUGCAUUGACCACGGUGUGACUCAGUCAUCCAAACAUGACAUCCCUGUUGCAGACGCAUGCGCUCUACCGUCUAUACCUUUAAUGGCAAAAAUAAACAUUUUGGCCUAAAGAGGUGACGAUUAAAACAUCGCUGAUACAUAAAUGGGAAACAUUUGUCUAGGAUUUUAAAAACGAGAAGCAUGGCAUCAAGAAAACUCCCGCCAGAGGCACAGAAAAUAUUUGAUAAAUAUUGUCACAACUUCGUCAUGAGGCUGAAACGAGAAGACGCCAUAAAAAUGUUUACUUCGGACUUCAAGCUGAGCGAAAAGCAGGCCGAACUCAUGUUCGAAAUUUACGACAUUGACAAAAACGGUCAACUUAGCCAAUGGGAAUUUAAGCAAUUCUACACUAACUUGGGAGAAUUUGCUCCUGAACUUUUUGAGACAUUUGAAAAUCUCAAAUCAGAAGGAGCUGGUACUUUAGAAUUUGAUAAAACAUGGGAUGUCCUAAAGACCGUGAAAAACGCCAAUGGACACAUCACAGAGGACAGCAACUUAGAAGUCUUAAUCAAAGCGGCGGCGGGCGACGAGAAAAAGAUGGACUUUGGAAAAUUUAUGAACGUGUUCUGCAGAAUAAAGCAAAGUAGAUCGUAAUUGUUUGAAAACUGUGAUGACUAAAAUCCAUUUUUUUUUUAAAUUUAUUUUUAUUUCAAAUUCAUUAAUUCGACGUUUUAUCAGCAUUUCCGAGGAUUACAUUUUCGCUAUUUUUCUAAAGACAAUUUAUUUAUUCAUAUCAUGCAAUGGUUUAAUUCAUUAUUUAUGUAAUAUACAUGUAGUUGAAAAUUUCAAAUUUUAUAUUACCGUGAUUUAAUAACAAAUGGAAACAUUGUCUUGCAAUAAACACCUGACGCCAUUCAGAAAGAUCAUCAAAUAUAUAGGCACCUGAGCAGAAACGUUAAAUGUAUAUGAGAAGUCUGCUUUGUUUGUGUAUGCAAUAUCGAAAUAUUACACGCAGCUCCUCUAAUCAUUAGUUUACUUUCACUUUCCAUUCAUUACAAAGAUAUAAAUUUUAUAAUAUGUUGACAUAUUGAAUUAAAAAAUAUUUGUUAAUUUUAUACACAUGUUAUGUAUAUUAAGAUACAUUUAUCUAUUUUUUAAUAGUUUGAAAAUUGAAAUGAAUUCACUGGUUGGUUGUUUAUUUUAAAUAAAGUUUAUUUAUGCAUA